Mytilus californianus (California mussel) is the source of this 1674-nucleotide messenger RNA. RefSeq names its product ankyrin-1-like. Lineage: Eukaryota; Metazoa; Mollusca; Bivalvia; Mytilida; Mytilidae. Bases 1 to 1674 code for a protein of 557 amino acids. The record is from RefSeq and is a predicted model, not a curated record. The transcript has a single exon. Gene Ontology annotation, molecular function: protein binding.
AUGUUUGAUGACUGGUCUGCUGGUCAAUUGCAGUGUGUGUUUAAUAAUAUUAAUAUGAAGAUACCAGAGUUCAGACAGAAAUUCCUUUGUUAUUUAAAAACAUUUGAUAUUUUACUCCAGAGACGAUUAGCACUAACCUGUGAUGUUAAUUUCAAAGAUACUGUACUGUUACAGUGUUGUCAGUAUAAAGACAUUCCUUGGAUUCAAUGGUGUUUUUAUCAUGGUGUUGAUGUUAGUCCAUUACAUGGAUCAGCAUAUUCGGGUCAUAAAGAGAUGGAAAAACUAUUACUUGCCAACAAGGCAGACAUUGAUAAAUGUACAAAUAAAGGUGCAUCACCUUUGUUAAUUUCUUGUGAGAAAAAUCAAAUAAAGGUGGUAAAGGUAUUACUGGAAAACCAGGCAGACAUUAAUAAGUGUUCAGAUGAUGGAUCAUCUUCAUUGGUUAUUGCUUCAUUGAUGAAUCAUAUACAUAUAGUAAAGUUAUUACUGGAAAACAAGGCAGACAUUGAUAAGUGUACAGAAAAUGGAGCAUCUCCUUUGCUUUUUGCUUGUCAGAAUAAUCACAUAGAGUUAGUAAAGGUAUUACUGGCUAACAAAGCAGAUAUUAAUAAGUGUAAACAUGAUGGAUCAUCUCCUUUGGUAAUUGCCUCUUGGAUGAAUCAUAUAAAUAUAGUAAAGAUAUUACUGGAAAACAAGGCAGACAUAAAUAUAAGUAAAUAUAAGUGCACAGAAAAUGGAGCAUCUCCUUUGCAUAGUGCAUGUGAGGGUAAUCAUAUGGAGGUAGUAAAGCUUUUACUUGAAAACAAGGCAGAUAUUAAUAAGUGUAUGGAUAAUGGGUCAUCUGCUUUGUAUUAUGCUUGUGGGAAUAACUAUAUUAAAAUAGUACAGGUAUUAGUGGAUAACAAUGCAGACAUUAAUAAGGGUACAAAUGAUGGAGCAACUCCGUUGUAUAUUGCCUGUCAGGAUAAUCAUUUAGAGGUAGUAAAGGUAUUACUGGAAAACAAAGCAGACAUUAAUAAGUGUGUAUAUGAGCUGUCAUCUCCUUUGUUUAUUGCCUGUCAGAAUAAUAAUAUAGAGAUAGUAAAACUAUUAAUUGACAACAAGGCAGACCUUAAUAAGUGUUCGGAUACUGAAAAAUCUCCUUUGUAUAUUGCUUGUGAGAAGAAGAAUAUACAGGUAGUAAAGUUAUUAUUAGACAAAAAGGCUGAUAUUAAUAAGUGCGGGGAUAAUGGGACAUCUCCAUUGUGUAUUGCUUGUGAGAAAAACUAUAUAGAGAUUGUACAGGUAUUACUGUAUAACAAGGCAGACAUUAAUAAGGAUACAAAUGAUGGUGCAACUCCGUUGUAUAUUGCUUGUGAGGAUAAUCAUAUAGAGGUAGUAAAGGUAUUACUGGAAAACAAAGCAGACAUUAAUAAGUGUCUAUAUGAGGGGUCAUCUCCCUUGUAUAUUGCCUGUCAGAAUAACCAUAUAGAGACAGUAAAGCUAUUAUUGGACAACAAGGCAGACAUUAAUAAGUGUAGAGGUGAUGGUGUAUCUCCUUUGUCAUGUUUGUAUACUGCUUGUUGUAAAACUCAUAUAGAGGUAGUAAAGAUAUUACUGGACAACACGGAAGAUAUUGAUACCUGUACAGAUAUUCUACCAUCCCCUUUUCAUGUUUAUUCCAUUAAUUUAUAG